AUGCGCACCGCGGCAGCACUGUUGUUGCUGGGGCUCUGCUCCGCCCACUAUGCUGUCGACGACCUUGGCAACUCGACCAUUGUCACCACGACCUACGGCCAACUCCAAGGCGUCGAAGACACGAACGUCGCUGGUGUCACCGUGUUCAAGGGCAUUCCGUUCGCCGCUUCUACUGCUGGCGAGGCUCGCUGGACUGCACCUCAACCCCCUGCGUCUUGGGACGGAGUGAAGGUGGCGGACACUUUCGGUUUGGUGUGCCCCCAGUCCGGCGUGAGCAGUGAUACAAUGAGCGAAGACUGCCUUAACCUGAACGUGUGGACGUCUGCGGAUACCGUGGACGACGCGCUUCUCAUCUAUGUGUGGAUCUACGGCGGUCGAUUCAUCGGCGGCGCUGGAUCCCUGCCGCUCUACGACGGCGCUGGCUUGGCGGCCAAGGGGCUCGUAGUGGUCACGCUCAACUACCGGAUGGGAGCUCUGGGCUUCCUCGCCACGCCCGAGCUACAGCGCGAGUCGCCCAACAACUCCACAGGCAAUUACGGUCUGCUGGACCAGAUCCAGGCGCUUAAGUGGGUACAGGAGAACAUUGCUGCGUUCGGAGGCGACCCGAUCAAGGUGACGAUCGGGGGGCAGUCGGCUGGGGCUUCUUCUGUGUAUCACCUUGUCGAUUCGCCCUUAGCGGCCGGGCUGUUCGGCGGCGCUAUCGCGGCGAGCGGCAUCCGCUUCCCGUACGACCCGCUAAUCGGGGCUCUUGCAACUUCCUAUCGCACAUUGGAGCACGCACUCGAUGGCGGGGUCACAUACAUGGCUGACCACAACGUGUCCACGGCCGCUGAGCUCCGCAACCUGAGUAUCGAGUCCAUCUUGGAGGGCAACGACGAUAACGACGAGUACGGCACCACUGCCGACACUGACGCUAGCAGUGAACCUCCUCUCUUCCGCCCCGUCCUGGACGGCUACGUUAUGCCUCAGACGUACUGGGAGGCGCUGCAGGGUCCUGCCAAUGAUGUUGCGCUGAUAACGGGAAACAACGCUGACGAGAGCGGUGCUGCCACCACCACGAACGUGACUGUGGCUGAGUAUAUCGCUACAGCCACAACCAAGUACGGAGAUUUGGUGGACGAAUACAUGGCGCUCUACCCUACGAGCACCGAUGAAGAGGCCGACAACAUGACCAACAACGCUGCCCGCGACAUCUCGCGUGUCGGUAGCUGGCUGUUCGGGAACUACUGGGCGGAGACGGCGUCGAGCCCGUUCUACACGUACUACUGGAGCCAUGCCCCACCUGGACAGACUGCGGGCGCGUACCACAUGUCGGAGAUCAACUACUGCUUCGACAACUUGUACGACACGGGCUCGUUUGGGAGGCGGACGACUACGCGAUUGCCGACGUGAUGUCGUCGUACUGGGCCAACUUCGUCAAGAACCUCAAUCCGAACGGAGGCAACCUCACGUACUGGCCGGCUUCGGUCACCAUCAGCAACACGACCAUGCACCUAGACGUGACCCAAGAGGUCAUGGACAUCGCCGAAGCCGACAAGAUUGAGUUCAUCCAGAAGUACUUCGCCGCGCAGACGCCAUACUGAGCAGAGGAGCAAGCCAAGUGAGACCAAUCAGCGUAGCUUCGCCACCUACUAAUUGCUGCUUUACUAGCGUUCGCACAAACACUGACUGUGUAGCU
Phytophthora sojae is the source of this 1678-nucleotide messenger RNA. RefSeq lists its product as hypothetical. The transcript has a single exon. The coding region runs from base 1 to 1392 and encodes 463 amino acids. The record is from RefSeq and is a predicted model, not a curated record. Lineage: Eukaryota; Oomycota; Peronosporomycetes; Peronosporales; Peronosporaceae.